AUGCGCCGCCCUUCACUUUCCCAGACAAUCCUCAUGGCAUCGACCCUCACGACCGCCCUCCCCACCUCCUACAGACUCACCGCCGACACCACCGAAGUAGGCCCUUCCACCGCACCGCAGGAACCAGCCUUCUACUUCGCCAGCAACGUCGGCUUCAGCAACGGCACCUCCUCCUACUCGGCCAAAAUCUGGCGUUGCGCGGACUCGCCCGCCACUGUGAGCUGCGCGUCGCAACUCGGUCCGGAUAGGCCUGGGCAGCAAAGACUCGAUUGCAGUGAUCAGGAUAAGUGGAAUAUUCGCGUCCAGCAGCCUACGGAUGCUAGCUGUGGGGGCAGUCCGUUGGAGUGUGGGCCUAAUUUCUUGAUUCAGUAUCAGAAUGUGACGGGCCGGGCUAUCUUCCAGGGACAGCCUCUUGGAGCCGGUGGGGAUUGGGAAAGUGAUGGCAAUGGUGGCAUGUCAAUUACAGGGUAUGCAGUCAUGCCAGGCUUCUGA
Messenger RNA from Bacidia gigantensis, 492 nucleotides. RefSeq lists its product as uncharacterized. The transcript has 2 exons. The record is from RefSeq and is a predicted model, not a curated record. Lineage: Eukaryota; Fungi; Ascomycota; Lecanoromycetes; Lecanorales; Ramalinaceae. The coding region runs from base 1 to 492 and encodes 163 amino acids.